GUAAACACCGCAAUGAACUGGUUCUUGGUUAGUUUCGUGAUCGUGUUUCUGAAGCUUGCCCUUUCUUGUGACGAGUUUGACGUCAGGCCGGUUACUUACUCUUCAAGCGAAGCAGUUCUCUCCACUGAAACCGUAAUUUUGAUUGAAGGUGAAGCCAAAUGUAAAGAAAAAGGAUCAUCAAAUUUGUACGCCGAGUUAAAUGGAGUCCUUCAACCAGUUGCCCGUCAUAUUGAAACUGACAAUUUUCAAGUAUCGUUCGUCUUUAAUCACAAAAAUGUGCCUAAAGGAGAAUAUACUGUCCGGUUUUACAAUGAAAAAGGUGCAACGGCUUAUCUGAGAUCUUCGAAGGGUGGUUUUGUAUCCGGCGUACCUCCUGUAUUCACAGUCACCGUUCGACAUAAGUAAGACGGUCUUACGAUUCAACAUUUCGGUCGAUGAUUUUAAAACCUAUCAAUUUCUGAAUGGAGUAGAUAGUUCCAAAGAUUUAAGAUAACUAUCCACAAGUAUAUUUUGUGUAACAUUAAAAUAUCCGUCUACCAAUAGCCUUCAAAGGUCUAGGAAAUAGUAGGAAACAUAUAAUCUACACAAAUGGACAAACCAAAAACGGGAAUGCCGAGUAACCGUGAAAACGCAUAAAAUUUUCAUAUACCGUUGCUUUUCUUCGAUAUUGACAAAAUAAAUGAAGACAAAGGAGGAUUAGUAGAAGUAAUUACAUCUGUUAUAGGUUUCAUUACAGAAGUAUCAACAGCAGAAAAAGCUUGUAACUCCUCUGGAGUGUUCAAUUGCUUAUCGUGCUUAUAGACAGAUUUAAUGUUUUUAAACUUUAUCAGAUUGAGUGUAAAACAAUUUGACAAUGAUUAAAUUUCCCUAUUUACUAAAAUCCCAUUUAUUUAAAAGCAAUCAGAAGAGGAAGAAACAGGUGUACAUUCAGCUAUGCAAAAAAUACUUUUCUUCAAAAGUAACUUAUAACUGUUAUAUCCCUAUAAGAAUAAUGAAUGGUAACUUUGGGAUCCAUUUAUGAACCAAUACUAUGAGUAUAUUUUUAUCGUAUGAUUGUUAUGUAACUAAACUAUUCAUAUUCAUGUCCCUCUUAUUAUGAGCUUCAUUUUGACCCAUAAACUAUUAUUAUACGAUUUACCAUUCUUGAGUUAUGGCCUGUCUAUUAAUCAUUACCUCUCACAUUCACAGCCAUAUUUCGCCAAAUAUUGUACAAAAGUUGUUUCCUAUUUUAUGGUACGUUGUGGUCUGUUUAAUUGGUAUAUGAACCCCGUAUGUUUGUAAUAGAUUAUUCAUAUUGCAGAGGCU
Molecule: messenger RNA, 1305 nt
Organism: Schistosoma bovis
Lineage: Eukaryota; Metazoa; Platyhelminthes; Trematoda; Strigeidida; Schistosomatidae
Source: the annotation of a GenBank genome assembly